AUGCAUCUUUACCGACCUACGUUUUCCUUCACUAUUCCUUCAAUUUAUGAUGGCCGUCAACUCGAAUGCCGUGUUUAUUUGCCCCGUCACUUUGAAAAUAUAGAAUCGACACCUCCCAGACGCAUUCAGGGCGCUAUCUUCGCCCACCCCUACGCAUCACUAGGUGGCAGCUACGAUGAUCCCGUGGUCGGUUUUAUCGGCGGGGAGCUCCAGCAUGCAGGCUUUAUCGUGGGAACAUUCAACUUCCGGGGAGCUGGAGGGUCCGAAGGACAAACUAGCUGGACCUCCAAACCCGAACUGGGAGAUUAUACAUCGUUUUAUGGGUUCAUGCUAUACUACCUGAGUGCUUUGAUAUCUGUCCAGGGGUUUAGUGAAGGUAACCAAGACGGAGGUAUUGAUCUCAUUCUCGGUGGAUACUCCUACGGGUCUAUGAUUGCCUCCAAUGUCCCAACGCUUGAUGUCAUGAUUGAUCUAUUUCGACCUGGCCUUGGCACCGGCAGCGUAUCUCCGGGCACGCCCAUUGAUCGGAUCUUCAGAGAGGCAAGGAAGAUCGCUGCAGCGACAAUGCCAGGUUCUGUAGCAACAAGGGUAGAGGACCGUGAUGACGAGGGGCUCCGCGCGUCAACCUUGAUCUCUUAUCUCCUUGUCUCGCCAUUACUACCCCCAGUAAGUUCUUUUCUGACAGCGUUUACCACUCUUUCGGUAGAUGUGGGGGACCGGUCAGCUCAGGCCCGACCCGCUCGUCCAGCCGACCAGCUGAGUGCUCACCGGACACUGGCAUUAUUUGGGGAUGAUGACACCUUUACCUCUGUGAGUAAAUUGCGGAGAUGGUCAGCCGAGUUAGGCCGCAUGCCGCAUAGUCAAUUUAGGGGGUGUGAGAUUGAGGGCGCGGGGCAUUUUUGGCGAGAGGAUGGAGUGGAACAGGAGGCGAGGGAGAUACUGCGGGAAUGGCUCCGUGGUUAUACAUGA
This is a messenger RNA of Penicillium pulvis, 969 nucleotides long. RefSeq lists its product as uncharacterized. Bases 1 to 969 code for a protein of 322 amino acids. The record is from RefSeq and is a predicted model, not a curated record. The transcript is spliced from 2 exons. NCBI's taxonomy places the organism in Eukaryota, Fungi, Ascomycota, Eurotiomycetes, Eurotiales, Aspergillaceae.